CCCAUUCGAAAAAAUUUAUUUGGUGAAAGAAAGGAAAGCAGACAUGUACAGAUUAAGCGUGUACUAUGCUUGUAGCACUCUGUGUGACAUGGUGGCACAUGUAUUCUACCCUACAUUUUUCAUGGCCAUUGUGUAUUUCAUGGCUGGCUUCAAGAGAACCGUUCCUUGCUUCUUCCUCACCCUAUUUACAGUUCUUCUGAUUGCUGUUACUAGCCAAGGAGCAGGAGAGCUAUUUGGAGCUGCAGUUUUGAGUGUUAAAAGGGCUGGAAUGAUUGCUUCAUUAGUGUUAAUGUUGUUUCUUCUUACGGGAGGUUAUUAUGUUCAGCACAUACCCAAAUUUAUGCAAUGGAUGAAGUACUUGUCCUUCAUGUAUUAUGGCUUUAGGCUUCUCCUAAAAGUGCAGUACUCUGGAGAAGAAUUAUAUGAAUGUGAGAGCAAAGGGGGCUGCCGGACACUGCAAAGUUCACCUACGUUUGACACGGUGAACCUGAGUGGUGGCCUGCAAGAGGUCUGGAUUUUGCUGUCAAUGGCGCUUGGUUACCGCAUCUUCGCUUACUUUUGCCUCAGAAAGCGGAUCAAUGCCUAAAACUGCAUUUUUCCUCUUCUCAGCCACAGGAUAACUGUCUAUCCAGCUAUGGAGUUAGUGCCAUAUUCAACUGACCCAGAUAUGAAAUCGGCCUGUUCUUCUCUUCCAUGGCAAGAUAUGUUCCGAUCUGCCUCAAUCCGCCGGCCUUCUCCAACCCCAGGUGAGAACAAUGCGUCUCCGCCCCAGCCCCAGCCUCAGGCUCGGAAUUCCAUCGAUCCAGAUAAAAGAUCUACCCUUUCCGGUGACCCUGAGGUGAGGCUUGCUCUGUACAUAGCCAUGGCUCAUGCGGGUCUUGCUCUCUCUAUAUUCAUUAUAUAUGCUGUGUGUAAGCUUCUGCAACAGUAUCUUAGAUCAAUUCAAUGGGCGAUCUUGUGUUCUAUUCCUUUAAGAGGUAUUCAGGAGACCCUUGUGCAUUUCUGGAGUGAACCCUUGAAGUUGGGACUCACCGAGACAAUUCUGGCUGUCCCUGUUGCUGUUUUUAAUGCUUUCAUUAGUACCCUUGGGGAUAUUGAGAUUGUUUUCUUGAGGGUUUUUCUUAAAAAAUCGAAAUUGAACAAACGCAGAAGUGGAUUUUCAAAGUUAGUCCGGUGGCUAGUCUCAUUUGGGGUUUUUGUCAUUGCAUAUGAGAAUAUUGGUGCUAUUGGGUCACUGGUAAUUCUUGGGUUAGGGUUUUUAUUUAGUGCUAAAAAUGUAGAUUCUACAUUGUCUGCUGUUACAUCUUUCAAGGGUACUACUGGUUACAGGAGGAUUGCAAUUAGUGCAAUUUUCACGCGUGGGAUAUUGAAGAGGUUAAAUACCAUUGUGGCAAUUGGGUUGAUAUUUGUUAUGAUUGUGGGGUUUUCUGCUGGAGUUGUAUUCUUUUCGUAUAAGAUUGGUAUUGAGGGAAAAGAUGCAGUGAUCUCAUUGAAAACGCAUGUGGAAGAGAGUAAUUAUGCAGAGAGGAUUGGUGUUAAGAGGUGGAUGGAGGAGAAUGACGUGCCAGGAAUGGUGGAUAGGUACACUACCACAUUCUAUGAAACAGUGUCCACACAGAUUGAUAGUUUGGCAGCACAGUAUAAUAUGACAGAGCUUGUGACAGGGAUUAAGCAUUUUGUCACAACUCCCACAGUGGAUUCAUCAGAGCAAUCAACAGCUUUGAUUAGUCCCUCUCCAUACGCAGAGAAACUUUUGAGUUUGAGAAAGAUGGUGAGUGACCGUGAAUGGGGACAGAUAUAUACAGAACUGGACAUGAUCUUCAGAGAAUUCGUAAUCACCAGGGAGGAUUUGGUUGAGAAGGCUAAAGAGUUUGCUGUAAGAGGGAUGGAUGUUUCACAACAGGUGCUUGCUAGUGGUGCAUCUGUUUUUGGAGUAGGUGCAAAACUCGCAUUCUCCGUAGGAAAUUCGAUCAUCUCUGGGGCAGCUGAGGUUUUCAAUUUUGUGUCUCAGUUGAUGGUAUUCUUCUGGGUUUUGUAUUACCUCAUUACAUCAGAGUCUGGUGGGGUAACUGAACAAGUAAUGUGUAUGCUUCCAAUCUCCAAAUCGGCAAGGAUAAGAUGCAUUGAAGUUCUUGACAAUUCCAUUUCAGGUGUCCUUUUGGCUACAGUUGAGAUUGCAUUUUUCCAGGGCUGUCUUACAUGGCUUUUGUUUAGACUAUACAAAAUACACUUCUUAUACAUGUCAACAGUACUUGCAUACAUCAGUGCUCCAUUGCCUAUCUUUCCACCUUGGUUUGCAACAAUUCCAGCAGCUUUGCAACUGCUGCUAGAAGGAAGAUAUAUACUUGCCAUCAGCUUGUCCAUUAUUCACAUUGUACUUAUGGAUUAUGGAGCAUCUGAAAUUCAGGAGGAUGUACCUGGUUACAAUGCCUAUCUCACAGGGCUUAGCAUCAUUGGUGGAAUGACAUUGUUCCCGUCUGCACUGGAGGGGGCCAUUAUGGGACCAUUGAUCACUACAGUUGUGAUUGCUCUUAAGGAUGUAUAUGCUGAAUUUGUCCUGGAUGAACCAAAGGAAAGUAAAUAGUGGAAUGCUUCCAUCCAUGUGGUGUGGUCAUUGAAUUUUCCAACAAUUUGUUCUCACUGUGGAAUGCUUCUACAACUGUUUUGGGACCUGGUGUGCAUUUGCUUGGAUUCUUUUUUUUUUUUGCCAUCAACAUUAGCUUCGAUUGGUUUAAGCAAAUUACAGAAAUGUUCGGGGUUCAAUGCAUAUAUUAUAUCCAUAGUUUGAUUAUUCACCUUUCAUCAACCGUAAUUCUUGUUUGUAACAAUUUGAUCCCUAGGGUAUUCUUGUUUCUUGUUGUUUGUUUGUUAAAAAAGAAAAAUUGUACAUUUUCCUUGUACCUCAUGUAAGAUUAUGAAUAUAGCAAUUGGGGGCCUAUAUUGUCGCUUGCUAAAUUCGUUUUAUUGACUAAAUGGAUAAUUGUUGC
Rubroshorea leprosula is the source of this 2987-nucleotide messenger RNA. The record is from the annotation of a GenBank genome assembly. Lineage: Eukaryota; Viridiplantae; Streptophyta; Magnoliopsida; Malvales; Dipterocarpaceae.